GGAGCCGUCCUGGGUGGACCGCCCGCCCCUGGGGGAACGCUUUGGCCGCGUACCGAGGCGGUAGGAGCUGCGGACCGUCCGGCAUGUUCACGGCGGCGGCCGAGAGCUUCCUCAAGCAGGCGAGGGAGAUCCAGGAGGAAGAGCUGCGGAGAUUCGCCUCCCGCGUCGCCGCCCUGCUGCAGGGCCCGGAGCCGGGCGCGGAGGCCGCAGACUGCCUGCAGAGGCUGCACCUCACCGUCGCCGCCACCAAGUACCCCCGCAAGCUAGAUGGCAAGUUUGUGGAACUGUUGCAGACAGUGCUGUGUUCAUCCAAGAGCCCUGCGCAGAUCCAGGUGUUAUGUGCUGCCAUCCUGAGAGAGAUGUCGCCUUGCAAUGAGCUGAUCCUGUCCUGUGAUAAGAUUCAAGAUGCAAAGCUCCUGAGCCUGGUAUCCUCUGUCCUUUUGGCGCAGGGAAACAAGAAGGCUGUGUCUGCUGUGGGGCAGCAUGUUGUAAAAGUCCUCGAAGGAAGACUGCCUGAGGGUCAGAGUGCACGGUACCUUCUUCCUGUCCUGUCAAAUGUGGUCAGUCUUUCACCACAAUCCCUAACUGAAGAGCAGACCAACGUAGUCAGUAAAAAGAUGGCAGACUGGCUGAGGCAUGCAAGUAUUCAGCAAGGAGUCACUCAGUCCUCUGGAGGCUUCUUCAGUCCCAGAAGCAGGCAGCCUGGUCCUGUCACAGAGGUGGAUGGUGCCGUUGCCACAGACUUCUUCACAGUGCUCUCAGUGGGUCAGUGCUACACACAGGACCAGUGGCUCAACAUGCAAGCCUUCUCCAUGCUGCGGAAGUGGCUGCUGUGCUAUGGGGACAAGGAGUUGAAAACCCCUAGUUCAGAUGACAAAUCAGGAAUGGACAGCUCUGUUAUGUCUGUGGUCUCUGCUACAUCCACACCUGGUCUCCUGCUUCCCCCAAAGGAGCAUCUGCGGGAGAAAGCCUUUGAGUACUGCCAGCGGCUGAUUGAGCAGAGCAACCGGCGUCCCCUGAAGAAAAAUGAUGGAGACCUACAGAAAGCUUGUCUCAUUGAGGCAGUGACAAUCAUGGACAUCAUCUGCAAACAGGACUCCUCCUACGUGCACCACGCAGUCUCCUUCCUGAAAACCUUGCAUGGCAGAAUCUGUGGGGAUGCCUCUUACGCAAGAGCACUACUGCCCAUUGCCCAGUUCUUCCUGAACCACAGUGAAACAGCAGCUGUGGACUCUGAUGCAAUCUACAAACACCUAUUCACUGACAUCCCAGCUCAGCAUUUCCACAACCCAUCACUGGCCUUUGAAUUUGUCCAGUUCUGCAAAGACAACAGCCAGCUCUUCACUGAGACCUCCAGCAUAUUCAAGCAGAGCUUCCCAAAUCUCUUUAAGUUCCUGGCGUGGAACAGCCCACCCCUCAUCUCAGAGUUUGUGGACCUUCUCCCAGUUCUGCUGGAUUCAGGCACAGCCGUUGAGGUCUUCCAUUUGCUACUUGACCUGCCCUGUUUGACAGCAGCUCUGGACAUCCAGCUGAGGUCAACUGCUCUUCCUACCUCCAAGAGGGCUGCCAGCAACCCAGCUGUGAAGCCAGCCACCUGUAUGGAAGCCUUUCGCCAUCCCCUCUACAAAAGCAUGUUCCAGUAUCUUCUCCGCACCAGUUCUACUCCUGAAGAUGCCCCAGAGAGGCUGAUUCCACUUCGGCAGCUGUUGGGAUCCCUGGCCAGCAGCCCAAGGGUCGUGCAGUGUUCAGAGACUGUCCCUGUCUUACUAGAGCUCUUUUUCAGGGUGGUGGCAGAGUUUGCAGAUGGUCCACUGAUAAACCAGCUGGUGGUGCUGCUGCUGCAGAGGAGUGACCAGCUCUAUGAGAUCCCAGCAUUUAAAGAUGAGGUGUUCAGGGUGCUGAGCUCGCAGCUGGUGGUGCUCUGCAAUAUGCACCCUGCAGUCAUCGUGGAAGCAUCCACGGAGAUCCUGGAGUUCUCGGGAAUGGCCAGCAAUGCCCAGAACAAGGGGGCCAUCUUCACCCAGAUGGUCUGGGCUAUUGGAGAGUACAUGUCUGUGUCCUACGACAAGCGCUGCACUGUGGAGCAGAUCAACGAGUUCUUUGAAACUCUAGAGGUUGUGCUCUUUGAAAUCACCCAGCUCCGACCACUGGCCAGCAUCCCCCACUAUGCACCCAGCACCAUCAGUGCCCUUAUGGCCACCUUGACCAAGUUGGCAGCUCGCAGCCAGGACUUGAUCCCCAGAGUGUCCAUGUUCCUGUCCAAGAUGAGGACGUUUGUGCAGAGCCCGGCUGUCACCUCUGUUUACUGCGAGGCAGACCUUGAGGAGCUCCAAAUGCAGGCAACUGAGCUCAGUAACCUCCUGAAAAUGCCAGACGUGGCUCAGUUUGUGCUCACUCCACCUGCAGGUGUGGGCAGCACAGGGUUUCAGAGAGAGGUGAAUGACUCCCUCCCUUUUGCCCUCAGGAUAGUCACCCAUCUCCUAGAGCCGGCUCCUGGCUGCAUGCCACGGUGAGGGCAUGAGGUUACUGAGAGGCUCCAGCCUCUGUUGCAGCUCACUGGACACUGUUGAUGCUAAGGCUGAGGCCCUGCUCUUCAGUGGAAAUGAGGAACAAAUGAUUGUGAAUGAAAACAGAAAACAGAAAACAGGAAUAAGUAGAGCUGA
Messenger RNA from Pezoporus flaviventris, 2663 nucleotides. RefSeq names its product adaptor related protein complex 5 subunit zeta 1 (gene AP5Z1). The transcript has 17 exons. Lineage: Eukaryota; Metazoa; Chordata; Aves; Psittaciformes; Psittacidae. Gene Ontology annotation, cellular component: AP-5 adaptor complex. The record is from RefSeq and is a predicted model, not a curated record. Bases 84 to 2513 code for a protein of 809 amino acids.